Messenger RNA from Rotaria sordida, 375 nucleotides. NCBI's taxonomy places the organism in Eukaryota, Metazoa, Rotifera, Eurotatoria, Philodinida, Philodinidae. The record is from the annotation of a GenBank genome assembly.
AUGAACGAAAUUUUUGCUCAAGCUAAAAGUAUUCUUGUUGUUGGGGUUGAUGAUGUUGAUCCAGAAAAUUUACUACCUUUUCGAGAAAUAAUACAAACAAAAGCCCAACAAGCACAUAUUACAUUCGAAAAUGUACAAAUGUUAAUCGAAUCUCGACGUGCAACAUCAUCAUUUGAUAUUAUUCUAUUUGAUUUAAUUAGUAAAACAGAUGAACCAACAAGUAUUGAUUUAUUAAAUGAAUUUUUUCGUUUAUUACAUCCAAAUGGUUAUCUCAUAACACAUAUUGAACAUACUAAACAAACACAAGCUAUAGAUCAUUUUAAAAUGUGUGGAUUUAGUAGUUAUAAUCCAUUAGAUUCAAAUUCAUCAUUUUUA